GAGACGAGGAGUGAACUCCACUCACAAAGCCAGAAGAUGUCAGGGUAUUAUUCUGAGAGAGCAAAUUUGAUGAGGACACCAACUGCUUUCAGACACAUUGAGAUAAGUUUCUACUUAGUGGGAUGGGUUAUUUCAUAAAUAGUAUUCACUCAGCACGAAAAACUGCAUUUAUGAAAGCCUACCAGUCACAGAUUAAUAGGGUUCAUGUUUUUCUCCAAGAGCAGAGCUGCACACAGUGCAGGCCUGAUGUAGCCAUAUUAUGUUAAAGGAUACAGAUGGGAAGACAGUCAGCUGCAGAAUUGUAUUCAGAAGAAACAAAAGAAAGAUAUUAUAAUUAACAACAGGUGAUGGGCAGCACUACAUGAACAGCAAGUUAAGUGAAAAGACUGGCAACUCAAGAGCCACUUGUGAAUCAUCAGAACUUUUCCCUGGAUAAACUCAGUAGUAAUCGUGGGACCAACAUAAAAUCAACAAAGUAACAACGGGCCUAACACAAUCAGGAAAUCUAGGUCUCUUAAAGUGAAAAGCAAACAACCUGUCCUUCUGCCCUUUCCUGAAAUCUAAAUGUGAUGGCUGUGCUGCUCUUCCCUGUACAGCUGCUGGCAGUGGCUGUCACCAUUUACUUAGAGCUGGUGAGGUCUGUUCAAGGCGGCGCCUACUAUGGCAUCAAGCAGCUGCCACCCCAGGUGCCCCAGUACCAACCCCUUGGACAACAAGUACCCCACAUACCACUGGGCAAAGAAGGCAUCCCAAUGCAGCACAUGGGCAAGGAGAUGCCCCACAUGCAGUAUGGGAAAGAGUACCCCCACCUGCCACAGUACAUGAAGGAGGUCCCACAGAUGCCUCUGCUUGGCAAGGACAUGGCUCCCAAGAAGGAGAAAGAAAUGCCCAUGCGCAGUCUAAGGGGCGAGCAAGGUCCCCCUGGUGAGCCCGGACCAAGAGGGCCACCUGGGCCACCAGGAUUACCAGGCCACGGUGUGCCAGGAGCCAAAGGAAAACCAGGCCCACAAGGAUAUCCAGGAAUUGGGAAGCCAGGUUUGCCAGGAAUGCCGGGGAAGCCGGGGGUCAUGGGGCCCCCUGGGCCGAGAGGGGAGAUGGGGCCAAAGGGGGAGAUUGGGCCUAUGGGGAUACCCGGGCCACAAGGACCACCAGGGCCCCACGGGCUUCCUGGCAUAGGGAAAGCGGGUGCUCCAGGGCUGCAGGGACAGCCAGGGCUGAAGGGUGAGCCUGGGAUGAAGGGCCCUCCAGGAGCUCCUGGGAUCCCAGGGCCAAAAGGGGAGAAAGGCGUGGGGAUCCCAGGAUUGCCGGGGCUGAAGGGUCCGCCUGGACUGCCAGGCCCCCCUGGCCCCGUGGGGCUGCCAGGGGUUGGCAAGCCAGGCAUGGUCGGCUUCCCUGGCCCACAGGGACCCCUGGGCAAACCCGGACCCCCAGGAGAGCUGGGGCUGCAGGGGCCCCCAGGCGCCCCCGGAAUGCAAGGCCCUCCUGGCCUGCCUGGAGUCGGCAAACCAGGCCAGGAUGGCAUCCCCGGCCAGCCUGGCUUCCCGGGUGGCAAAGGGGAGCAGGGCCUGCCAGGCCUGCCAGGGCCCCCUGGCCUCCCUGGGGUUGGGAAGCCAGGCUUCCCUGGGCCCAAAGGUGAGCGCGGAGUGGGUGGCCUGCCGGGGCCCCUGGGGCCAAAGGGGGAGAAGGGGCAUGCAGGGCCACCUGGUAUGGGGGGGCCCCCAGGGGAGCCAGGCCAGCCGGGGCUGCCAGGCAUCAUGGGCCCCCCAGGGGCCGCUGGCUUCCCGGGACCCAAAGGAGAAGGUGGUGCUGUUGGGCCACCAGGACCGGUUGGUCCCAAGGGUGAACCUGGCCUGCAGGGGUUCCCGGGAAAGCCAGGCUUCCCUGGGGAAGUGGGGGCCCCAGGGCUGCGGGGGCUGCCAGGCCCCACAGGACCCAAGGGGGAGGCUGGACACAAAGGCUUGCCGGGGCUGCCGGGUGUCCCAGGGCUUAUGGGGCCGAAGGGCGAGCCAGGACUCCCCGGUGCCCAGGGUCUUCAGGGCCCCUCGGGCAUCCCGGGCAUUGCAGGACCCAGCGGUCCCAUUGGCCCCCCAGGGCUGCCAGGGGCUAAGGGGGAGCCCGGCAUGCCCGGACCCCCCGGCUUCCCUGGCGUAGGCAAGCCCGGUGCGGCGGGGCUGCAGGGACCCCCAGGGAAGCCUGGAGCACUCGGUCCCCCUGGCCAGCCCGGACUCCAGGGGCCACCCGGCCCUCCCGGGCCCCCGGGUCCCCCGGUCGUGAUCCCACCCACUCCACCGGCCGUGGGACAGUACCUGCCCGAGGUGAGGCCGGGGAUAGAGGGCCUCAAGCCCCCCUACAGCUACAAGGGCAAGAAAGGCAAGGCUGGCGGUGCCGUCUAUGAGAUGCCAGCAUUCACGGCAGAGCUCCUCACCCCCUUCCCCCGGGUCGGGGUGCCCGUGAAGUUCGAUAAGCUCCUCUACAACGGCCGGCAGAACUACAACCCCCAGACAGGGAUCUUCACCUGCGAGAUCCCCGGCAUCUACUACUUCGCUUACCACGUGCACUGUAAAGGGGCCAACGUCUGGGUGGCGCUGUUCAAGAACAACGAGCCGCUGAUGUACACCUACGACGAGUACAAGAAGGGCUUCCUGGACCAGGCUUCGGGCAGCGCCGUUGUCCCGCUGAUGCACGGAGACAAGGUUUACGUUCAGAUGCCAUCCGAGCAGGCGGCAGGACUCUAUGCCGGGCAGUACGUUCAUUCGUCUUUUUCAGGAUAUUUAUUGUAUCCCAUGUAAAACAAAAACCAGACACACACACACAGAGUCAAAACCUUUCUUCUCUACUUCAAAUUUUAUACUAUGAAAGAUGCAUUUUAUGACUGUUUCACACCAUCUUGUACAAAAAAAAAAUAAAA
Molecule: messenger RNA, 2908 nt
Organism: Pezoporus flaviventris
Lineage: Eukaryota; Metazoa; Chordata; Aves; Psittaciformes; Psittacidae
Gene: COL8A1
Product: collagen type VIII alpha 1 chain
Exons: 5
Coding region: 570-2789 (739 amino acids)
Molecular function (GO): protein binding
Source: RefSeq, a predicted model, not a curated record